AUGCAAGCCACUAAACUGAAUAAUUUGAAGUCUUGCAAGGGCACUCCCUUCUGGAUGACUCCUGAGGUGUUUGCUAGAACUAUAAUUUGCCAGGAUUUGGAUGUUGCAACAAGAGUUGUCCGCACAGAUGGUCUUGACUACAUUACUUUGGAAGGUGACCAAGUGAGCAAAAAAGGUGGCAUGACUGGUGGAUUUUAUGAUUAUAGAUGCUCAAAACUGAGGUUCAUGAGCACUGUUAGGCUUAACACAAUUUCUAUCAGCGAAAAGCAAAAUGAAUUAGAGCAAGUGGAGUUGACAGGCUUCUGGGAACAAAGUUUCCUUCACUGUCCUGUUUCUCUUUUCUCACAAAUAGACCAGAAAAUUAAUGAACUUGUGGCUGAACAACAGAAAAAUGAUGCUAAGUUGGAUCAUGACAAAUCUGAGCUAGAACAGUUUAGGCAGGAUAUUGCAAAUGCUGAGAGACGGAAACUUUCCAUUUCUAAAGCUCUUGCGAAAAAGAUACUAGAUACAAAUCCCCAGCUCUUUUUCCAUCUCCAAAAGCAAAGGUUGAUGGAACUGAUAAGGAAUGGGAAGGUGGAAGAAGCUUUAGAGUUUGCUCCAAAGGGAGAGGAAAAUGACUAUGUAAGAAGCGUUUCAACUCUUCAUUUAUUCCCAACCAUAAAUCAAGCAAGAGAGUAUUUUGAAGAUGUAGAUCGCACAUGGGAAACUUUUGAAAACUCACUAUGGGGCCAUAUUUCCAACUUCUUCAAACUUGCUAAGGAGAGUGCUGCAGUACACUUCUUUCCCAUUCUUGUUAAUAUCUCUCAUGAUUUUUCUGGUAUUGUUUGUCUUUUGCAACCCUCAGACUCUGGUUCGUGCUACAAGAUGGGGGAAGAACUUGGAGAUAUAUACGAUUAUGUGGCUCCUUGCUUUCCUCCGAGAUAUGAAAUUUUCCAGCUUAUGGUAAACCUUUAUACUGAGAGGUUUAUUCAGUGGCUGAGAAAGCUAAGUGACCAAGCUAAUAAUCUGAAAAAUAUAGAGAUUUUAAAGGUAACUGGCUGGGUAGUGGAAUACCAAGAGAAUUUAAUUGCACUUGGAGUUGAUGAGUCUUUGGCUCAAGUUUGUUCUGAGAGUGGUUCAAUGGAUCCCCUCAUGAAUGCUUAUGUUGAGAGAAUGCAGGCAACAACUAAGAAAUGGUACCUGAACAUUCUUGAGGCAGAUAAAGUACAGCCACCAAAAAAGACUGAUGAUAGUCCGUAUUCUAUCCACGACAUAAAUGAGCUCGAGAGCAUUGGUCAAAGUUCUUCUUUUCCGAGUGCUUAUAACUUUUAUUUUAUUGAUAAAAAGUAUUUGUUUUGA
Messenger RNA from Ipomoea nil (Japanese morning glory), 1338 nucleotides. Its product is annotated as exocyst complex component 3-like. Gene Ontology annotation, cellular component: exocyst; chromosome. The coding region runs from base 1 to 1338 and encodes 445 amino acids. The transcript has 13 exons. Gene Ontology annotation, molecular function: SNARE binding; ATP binding. The record is from RefSeq and is a predicted model, not a curated record. Gene Ontology annotation, biological process: exocytosis; chromosome organization; exocyst localization. NCBI's taxonomy places the organism in Eukaryota, Viridiplantae, Streptophyta, Magnoliopsida, Solanales, Convolvulaceae.